GUGACUUCGAUUGUUAGCUUUAUGGCGAUUGCCGAAUCCCUGAGUUCUAUCCGAACAGAGUUGGAGAAACUGAACGAGUUCGUCCAUUUGAUGCUCUUCAAUGGGGAAUCGACGGAGUAUAUCGGGUCCAGUAAGAUGGUGUAUGACAUGGAGAACAACGCCUUUCCGUCCGUUGCGAGCACUGAUCCGUCGAUGAAUGCAAUGGCUCUCAUGAAGAUAAAUCAUAUCGGUCGUUGGAUUGAACUGGACCAGGUCGGGACGGGGGAUCCCAAGAAAUUAUUUGUCCAUUUCGAGCCAACUUCUCAAAGCGACGCCUCAGUUAAUCAGAAAACCAGUGAGCUGAAAACUAAACUGAAAGAUGCUGCGACAGGCUCGGGUUUGGUUGUCGAGGAAGCUAGUAGUGGAACAUCCGGUCUUCCUCCUAGUUCAUUGCACACUUUCUUGAAGAAGAACAAAAAAAUUGCUGGGGUUGUUCUUUCCGGUUACAAUGACCGGUUUGUCAAUCAGUACUACCACAGCUUUAAGGAAACACCCGAAGCAACUUUGAAUUACUCGUGUGGUACUGAUACAGUUCAUGAGGACUUGUUGAACAGACUGGAAACAGUAUCCACAAUUGUGGCGAAAGGUCUAGCCAAUCUUCUCGGAGUAGCACCUCCUGCGUCCCCCAACCGAGAUAAGAUGGCCGCCAUGUUGGAUUGCUAUUUGUGCGAUUCCAAUUGUAGCUUAUUCUACAACAUUUCAUCGCAACGUUAUCGACCCAGAUUGAUGCCUGGCGUACCAUUUCCCUUGUACACGUCUGUGGGAAAUUUGGCAGGAUUUGUUUACGAUGUUGUGAACUUCACACGACGAUUACUUGUGUCGAUUCUGGGAAGUGAAGUUCCGAAUGUUUCGCAGAAAGAAUGCAAGCAGAGCGAAAAUGACGUGGUUAUGACUGGAAUCAGAACAAUUAUUCCACCUGGACUGAGAGUUACUCCGGCAUUCCAACGGCAAGAAUAUUCAUCCUUCCAUCGACUGAGCAAGAAGUAGGUAUUUUAAUAUCUGGAAUAGGUGUGACAUUAAUUUCACUCCUUACCGCGUUGUUCUGUGUCCAAAGAAGAGAUGUAAUUUAUAGUUCUCAAUCAUAAUUUCCAAUCGUUGAUCGGCGAAGGCUGUGAUAAUCUUUUUUUAAAACUAUUCAUUUCGUUCCUUCUGUCGUUGUCUUGCUCGCUAUUGUCUGUGACCUCAGAAAUGAAAGGUUUUCCAAUUA
This is a messenger RNA of Notodromas monacha, 1246 nucleotides long. NCBI's taxonomy places the organism in Eukaryota, Metazoa, Arthropoda, Ostracoda, Podocopida, Cyprididae. The record is from the annotation of a GenBank genome assembly.